AGCCAGUCAAAGGCACAUUGUACCGAUCACAACCGGGCUGGAGCCGGGGGGUGUAAAACUCGGACUGGUGGCCACUGGGAGCAGAUCGCGGUGGAUAAAUAGCGAGUCCGCUCCCUGGCGCGAGCAGUGUCUGGAGGGAGAUGGGCAAGCGGGUCUAAGCAGCAGCAGCCUGCUCCAUCUCUUGGUUGGUUGGUUGGGGUGUUUUUCCUCCCCCCCCAAAAAAAAUCCUCGAGGCAGCCCUAAUUUAAAAUCCAGAGGUUUGAACCCUUGGGUUUGAAGAACGGGGACCCAGUCUGUGCCAGUGCAGUUGCAUCCUUUGCACCCUCCUUAGUCUGACCUUCAGAAGAAGACAGCUCCCAGACUACCUGCUUCCACUCCAUCUGAAUCUAUGACUGGGGGCUCCACCCUAGUCCCACCCUUUGCUUUCCCAUUCCAGAAGAUGGGUUCAUUUCGAAGACCCAGGCCUCGCUUCAUGAGCUCUCCAGUGCUCAGUGACUUGCCACGGUUUCAGGCAGCACGGCAGGCUUUGCAGCUCAGCUCCAACUCUGCAUGGAACAGUGUUCAAACAGCAGUGAUAAAUGUGUUCAAAGGGGGAGGCUUGCAAAACAACGAACUUUAUGUCCUCAAUGAAAACAUCAGGCGUCUGUUGAAGAGUGAACUUGGAUCCUUCAUCACCGAUUAUUUCCAGAACCAGCUCCUUGCGAAGGGAUUGCUGUUUAUAGAGGAGAAGGUUAAACUGUGUGAAGGUGAAGAUCGCAUUGAUCUCCUCUCUCAGAUCUGGGAUCACUUCUUCACCGAGACCCUUCCUACGCUCCAAGCAAUAUUCUACCCAGUUCAGGGUCAGGAAUUGACCAUCCGCCAAAUUGCCCUUCUUGGUUUCAGAGACUUGGUCCUGUUAAAAGUGAAGUUGGAAGAAAUUCUUCCCCUGGUCCAGACAAAGAUCCCACCUUCCAUUGUCCAGAUGCUGCUAAUUCUACAGAGUGUCCAUGAACCUACGGGUCCCAGUGAGGGCUACAUGCAGCUGGAGGAGCUGGUUAAGCAGGUGGUCUCGCCAUACCUGGGUUUGUGUGAGGAUCACAGCUUCCCUGGUAGCACCUGUGCGCUUGAGAGGCGAUAUUCCAGAUCCCGUGCUAAGACUGGUAUGCUGAGCUACAACUCCCACAUGAUGACUGGUCGGCAGCCCAGCGAAAUGGCUCUGACGCCACUCACAGAACAGGAGGGCGAGGCUUACCUGGAAAAAUGUGGCAGUAUCCGUCGCCAUACUGUUGCCAAUGCCCACUCAGAUAUUCAGCUUCUGGCCAUGGCCUCCAUGAUGCACACAGGGAUGGUAAUAGAAGAAUCGGAUAGCAGUGAUAACUGUCUCCUCCUUCAGCCCAGCUUCAGCCACCGUCAGUGCUCCAGUGAGCCCAGUAUUGCUGACGGGCCAGAAGGACUGGUCACUGUGGACAGGCAAGAGUCUACAGAACUGAACUGCACAUCUGUCGGCUAGGAAGGAUCCUUCUGUGGGAGAAGAGCCAUGUGCCCUAAACUGGACAAUGGCCGUUGUGUUGCUGCUGGAAACAAUGGAGAGAACACAGGCUUUGGGGACGGAUUUGCUGAUACCAUGGGAAUGGUCUGGGUUCUUUUGUCUCUUUGGAAAUGUUCCAAGAUUUUUAUUUAAAAAAAAAAAAAAUUUUUUUUUUUUUUUUUUUUGAUCAUUACUUUCCAGAAUCAUUGUCAGUGGAGGUACUCUCAGCACAGCACUUGGGGCUGCAAGGGUGUCACUGUUAAAUGCCACUUUCUGUCUCCUGUAAGGUUUCUUAUGCGGUGUUGCACUGCUUUCGCCUUGGGUACCAUUCUGUUUUCUGUGAAGAAAAUGAAUCCCCCUCUUUCUCUCUGCCUCAUUUAUUUUUAUUUUUUUUCCCCCUUCUCUUUUUCUUGUCAUUCCUAACUCAUAAAAUGGAGCCCUAUCCCUCUGAGUGCAGCAACAAGUAGAGGGGAUUAUGCUAAAAAAAUCUCUUUUGGUCCUGCCUCGGACUGUGGGAUGGUAAUGACUGGGGUUGCAUUUUUGUUUUAUAUUGUACUUGGGGAUGAAACUUAUUGCGUCUUGCAGAGAACUCAACCCAGAUGCCUUGUGGAUUCUGGAGGGAGAAGGGGAUCUUCUUCUCUGGGCUCCUGCUGCGUAUAGGGAAGGGGCCUAUUCUGAUGGCCUGAAUUCGAAGAAACUGGAGUGGCAGAUGACUUUUUCCACCAAGAGUCCAUUGCCUAUCCGCAUGAGUAGAAUAUGAUGCGUCAGGGGCCCAGUUCAGCCUUUAUGCAAACCCACUAGGAUGUGGGGUGAAACUCUGGGCAGAAUCUACCUAAAGCUUUUGGAGUCUGGCAGGAUGUGUACUGUCGAGAACGUCAGCAUUUUUAGCGUUCCACCAUAAAGAGAAACUGAAACUGGUGGUGUUGGAAAGGAAAGAGGCAUUGUGGUAACCGAGGGUAUAUACCUGCAUCGUGAAGGUAGCUUCAAAUGCUUUUUCAAGGCCAGGCCUCCACACUUCUCACCCUAGUACUGACACAGCCCCCAGCUGAAUCCCAUCUUGUAGAUUUUUAUGAAACCAAAGAGCAUCAUUUGGGCUUUGAGACAGGAACUUCUUGCUGCAAAUGGCAAAUCUAUGCCAUUUUUCUGACCUCCCUUUUGUAGCUGGCUGAUCUGACUCCCUUGUUUUAAUCCUUAUCUGUCCAAUUUGCAGCUAGGUACCAUUUUAAAAAAAAAAAAAAAAGAAAAAAAAAAAAAAAGCUAAAACUGGGUCGAGUUCUUAAGAGAUGGUAGCAUCUGUCCACAAAACAUUGUACAGUCCUCUGUCUACUUCAUAGCUAUUGUUUGGUACUUAAAUGCUGCUUCCAUGAGAGUGGAGCCAACCUGCUCAAGAAAUCCCCCCUAGAGACUCUGCUGAUGUCUUGCUGAUAAAACUCUAUGUAGAAUGAUAAACCGAAAGGUGAAUUGAAAUACUGCUUUAAAUAUCAAAUUCCAUGAAAAAGGGAGCGCAACUCCACAACCUUCCCCAAUAGUGGGUAACACAAAUUUCUUAAUAAAUCUGUCCCAAUACUGAA
Molecule: messenger RNA, 3078 nt
Organism: Alligator mississippiensis (American alligator)
Lineage: Eukaryota; Metazoa; Chordata; Crocodylia; Alligatoridae
Gene: PRR5L
Product: proline rich 5 like
Exons: 9
Coding region: 389-1489 (366 amino acids)
Biological process (GO): TORC2 signaling
Cellular component (GO): TORC2 complex
Source: RefSeq, a predicted model, not a curated record